Heterobilharzia americana is the source of this 1938-nucleotide messenger RNA. Lineage: Eukaryota; Metazoa; Platyhelminthes; Trematoda; Strigeidida; Schistosomatidae. The record is from the annotation of a GenBank genome assembly.
GAAACGCGCUCUAGUUCGGUCGCACAAGGUCGGCUGUAAAUGAAGGCAGGGGACAUUGGCUGUGCGGAUAACUUUUAACCACACCCAUCGUUGGGACUCAUUCUAGAUGGGUAUGAUGUCGAUUAAAAAAAGAAUAGGAACGCAUGAUGGUUGUUUUCACUGUGAUGAAGUUCUGGCUGUCGCUAUACUUAAACACCUGCCGGAAUUUGAAGAAGCUGAUGUAGUGCGUUCACGUGAUCCAAAUAUACUAUCUACUUGUGAUGUAGUGGUUGAUGUUGGUGGGGUAUAUGAUCCGAAAACGUUUCGAUUCGAUCACCACCAAAAGGGUUUCGUCUUGUCAUGGUCUAAGUAUUUCGGUGUUAAAAUCUGGGAUGUUAAGUUCAGUAGUGCUGGAUUAGUCUACGUACAUUUUGGAAAGAAGGUGCUUUCCUUGCUUACGGGAUUAGAAAUGGAAAGUGACACCUUGGAUAGGAUAUUUACAAAAGUAUAUGAAUCGUUUAUUUUGGAAAUCGAUGCACAAGACAAUGGUAUCGUACAGUCUAACAUGGCCAUGAAGUACAAUAUAAGUACCGGCUUAUACUCAAGAGUUCGUCGGCUUAAUCCGUGGUGGAAUAAAGUGGAUGAUUCCGAAAUCGCAUUUCAUAAAGCUCUUGAUUUAGUCGAUCGUGAGUUUCUUGAUACUGUGCACUACUUUACUCACUGCUGGUGGCCUGCAAGGUAUGUUGUGAUAGAAGCAAUGGGCUGUCGUGAAGAUGUGGAUCCUUCAAGACAUAUCAUAGUUUUAGAAACAUCAUGUCCUUGGAAAAGCCAUCUAUAUGAUUUGGAACGUGAAGAACGUAUGGAAACGCCAGUAUAUCCUGAACCGCUUCGUCAAGGGAAUUAUCGCCCAAUGCCGAAAUUUCCUCCACAGAUUCUCUUCGUCGUUCAUCCGUCAGAUGGUAAUUGGGUCGUCCAAGGUGUCCCCAAAGAAAAGUUCGAAGUACGGCUGCCAUUUCCAUCUGAUUGGCGUUCGCUUACAAAUGAUCAGUUGUGCUGCAUAACUGGAAUACCAGGCUGCGUUUUUGUUCACAGUUCUGGUCAUUUAGGCUGCAAUACGACACGUGAAGGCGCAAUAAAAAUGGCACGUGCUGUUAUAGAUGAAUCAAAAAAUGAGGACGAAAAUCUAUCCAGAUACCCUUUAACUCCACCGAAGUUUAACCGUGGCCGAGGUCGUAAAUCAAAUGUGCACAGUCGUAAUUUUUAAAGCAUAACUGUUAAUCUGUGAGCACAUCAUGUUUGGAUAUUUUUAUAAUUCCUUCAUCAUUAUUAUUAUCCAGAAACUUAAAUACUAACCAAGAAGUCAGAAAAAUGUAAAAGGAUGUUUUCCUAAUAUUUUCAUUAUUGUUCUUGUUAUAGGAAUCGUUUUUUACUCGUAUUUUUGUAAACUGGCCAAAUUCGAUAUUUUAUAACAUGUAUACUUGUAAUUGUGUUUACUUUUGUCCAAUGCUUUUAUACAUCUAAUUACAUUGAGAAUUAGGACAGUUACUACUACUGCUACAGGAUAUUUUAUCAUUCAUUUUUCUAUAUCGAACAUUUCCAUUAUUCUUUCACAUCCAUCUUUCAUUAAUACAUCAUUUUUAGACGUACAGUUGAAACAGAUUUAUCACAAAUUUUUUGCUUUCAAAGUUAUUUCUAAAUAAAUUUUUAGUUCAAGCGAAUAGAGUUGUAUAUGUUCGAUAAGUUAACAUAUAACGAUAAGUUUUUAUUUUGUUAAUAUUUCGAGCAAAUUUCCUGCUAGUAAUCACACCAACAGUUGGAACUUUUUAAUUUUUAUUCCUUAUGAUCCAUUACAUUUGUAUAUUUAUCUUCAGUAUACAACCGUGAAAAUGUGAUUCUUUUGUGUGUACAACGAUUAGAGUUUUAUUUGAUAAAUAUUAGGGAAUACUUUUGAUUCGUAUU